Messenger RNA from Tripterygium wilfordii, 924 nucleotides. RefSeq names its product protein FAR1-RELATED SEQUENCE 6-like. The transcript is spliced from 4 exons. NCBI's taxonomy places the organism in Eukaryota, Viridiplantae, Streptophyta, Magnoliopsida, Celastrales, Celastraceae. The coding region runs from base 1 to 924 and encodes 307 amino acids. The record is from RefSeq and is a predicted model, not a curated record. Gene Ontology annotation, biological process: regulation of DNA-templated transcription.
AUGUCGACAACCCAACGGAGUGAAAGUAUGAAUGCUUUUUUCGAUGGAUAUGUACAUUCAAAAACCACUUUGAAGCAAUUCGUUGAACAAUAUGAGAAUGCUUUGAAAAGUAAAGUAGAAAAGGAAUAUCAAGCUGACUAUGAAUCCUUUUGCAAGCAAGUGGGUUGUGUGACAUUCUACGAUAUGGAGAAACAAAUUCAAGCAAUUUACACAACAUCAAAGUUUAAGGAAUUUCAAAUAGAAGUAACAGGGAUGAUGUAUUGCCAAAUCAUUUCAAUUGAUGGUGAUGAGAUGAUUUCAGUAUAUGUUGUAGCCAGGGAUAUUGUUUAUAGGGAGAGAGGGAGAAAAAGAUUUGUAAAAGUACAUCAUAGGAGGAAAGAUGUACGGAGAUGUCAUACAAGGGUUAAAAUUAGUUAUGAUGGAUGGAUUACUACACCUGAACAAUUGCGAUACGAUAAUAUGAUCAGUGCUUUCACUAAAGUGGCUGACUUGGCUGCGGAUGAUGAAGAUCACUACAAGAAUGUCAUGAAUUGGAUCGAAGGUGCAAAUAAAAAUAUGUCAUUGCAAGUAACUCCCAUAGUUAUAAAUAAAAAUUUAUCAGUCACCAAUGAUCCUGUCAUCAAAAGAGGAAAAGGACGUUCCCCAUGUACUAGGAAGAAACCGAUAAUGAAAAGGAGAGGAAAAAAAAAAAUAACAAGACAAGAUGUCCACGACUUAAUGGAAGAUAAUGCUCCUUAUUUACCAAGUCAAGCAAUUGUCACAGCAACAUAUGGACAAUUAUCACAGCAGGGUCACAUAGGUUCUUCUAGUCAAGUACAAGAGGGUGAUUUUAUGUCUUUAAUUAGAACUAUAUCGCAGGAUGGUCAAACAUCAAGAGGGAGUGGUGAAUAUCAACUAGAUAUGGAUGGAUCUUCCCAAGAUUAA